ACAAAGCGAAGAAAACCUCUGGAGCUGUCGUUCCCUCUCCGUCCAUUGGAGGCAGUGAGGAGCCAUGGCUGCUUUAAAUCAGCCGAGAUGCCACGAAGAGAAGAGUGAGAAGCGGCGCCAUGGCGGAAACAGAGCAACAAAAAGGAUCCAUAGCUGAGGAUGAAGCACCUGAAGUCGCCUUUAUGGUGCCCAAGAAAGAAAUCAGCGUGGUGCCUGACAUGAGUAAAUGGAAACGAUCACAAGCAUAUGCUGAUUAUAUGGGAUUCGUUUUGUCAUUGAAUGAAGGUGUGAAAGGAAAGAAGCUCACAUCUGAAUAUACAGUGUCUGAGGUUAGUAUGAAGAUAUUAGAUCUUUUGGAGACUCUGGACCGAUGGAUCAACGAGACCCCUCCUGUUGAUCAGCCGUCCCGCUUUGGCAAUAAGGCCUACAGAACCUGGUACAGCAAACUAGACCAGGAAGCAGAGGCCUUGGUGUCAGCAUUGAUCCCUGCUGACAAAUGUGCAGCAGCUCCAGAGAUAGCCGUGUAUCUGAAAGAGUCUGUGGGGAACCCCACCAGGAUAGACUAUGGAACAGGUCAUGAAGCUGCUUUUGCUGCGUUCCUCUGCUGCCUCUGUAAGGUCGGAGCUCUCGGAGCGGAUGAUCAGCUCGCUAUUGUUUUUAGAGUUUUUAACAGGUAUCUGUCAGUGAUGAGGAAGCUGCAGAGGACGUACAGAAUGGAGCCAGCUGGAAGCCAAGGUGUGUGGGGACUGGAUGACUUCCAGUUUCUGCCCUUCAUAUGGGGCAGCGCCCAGUUCAUUGAUCACCCGACAGUGGAGCCCCGUCACUUCAUCGACGAGAGGGUGGUGAACGAGCAUCAGCAAGAAUAUAUGUUUCUGGACUGUAUCAAGUUCAUUAACGAGAUGAAGACGGGUCCGUUUGCUGAACACUCCAACCAGCUGUGGAACAUCAGCGCUGUUCCUACCUGGUCCAAAGUCAACCAGGGUCUGAUCCGAAUGUACAAGGCUGAGUGUUUAGAGAAGUUCCCUGUGAUCCAACACUUUAAGUUCGGAACCCUGCUCUCCAUCCAGCCCGUGAACCCAUGACUCUGACGGACGCCAUGCACACGAUGAAAAGACCAAAACCAACAACCAACAUUGUCCCUCUUUUUUUCUCCUCGUGUGCAAAUACAACAGUAGCAAGAAUCCAGCACACGUCGUCCAACACGCAAACACGCGUGUGCUCGUGAAAUCUUAUUCUAAAGUGCAGGUGAUGUUUUGUGUUUUCAUUGAUGCUUCACACUUGAAUUUGCCUCAAAGUUUGGAUCCUCAUGAUAAACACGUUCUUUCAGAGACGAAAAAGAUCCGAAUUAUUUGUGAAUAAUUUCUUUUCUAGUUUCAGCAACAUUCUUGGUUUAAUUUUCAAACGCCAAAUGCUUUAAUUUCACAUAUUUUAAUUCCCCCACUUUAUUUUUAUCAGUUCAGUCGUGGUAAACACUGUAAAUUAAAACCCAUACUUGACUAAAUUCUUGUUUUGUGAUGUGCAGCUUUUCCCCCUCAAACUUUGCCUCAGUUUAAAAUGACUGUUAAACUCAGAAUCUGUUCCCAUUGGCCUCCU
Molecule: messenger RNA, 1593 nt
Organism: Hippoglossus stenolepis (Pacific halibut)
Lineage: Eukaryota; Metazoa; Chordata; Actinopteri; Pleuronectiformes; Pleuronectidae
Product: serine/threonine-protein phosphatase 2A activator
Exons: 10
Coding region: 120-1082 (320 amino acids)
Biological process (GO): mitotic spindle organization
Cellular component (GO): cytoplasm; nucleus; protein phosphatase type 2A complex
Molecular function (GO): protein tyrosine phosphatase activator activity; peptidyl-prolyl cis-trans isomerase activity
Source: RefSeq, a predicted model, not a curated record